UAUUCGAUGUAGUUUUGUGUGUUCUUUGACCAGUGUUUUAUACAUCUUAUAUAUUUGUCCAUUAUAUUUGAAUUUUAAAUAUAAAUAUAUAGUAUAAUUUUGUGUCUCGUUCACGAUUUACUCUAUAUUAAUUAAUUAUUAUCAUAAGACGUGCCGCGGGCGGUGUUAAAAUUUUUCAUUAAUUAGACGUGAAAAAAACCGGAGCCCUUCAGAGCAAAUAAAAAAAUAAUUUUCGUAUUUUCUAAAUCCCAAAUCGUUAAAAUUAAUUCAAAAUAGCACUAUAUUGGUUGUUGUGCGCGGUCUUGUUUGCGGGUUUCCUUCUUUCGGUGGUUUUUCUGAGCAGAUCCGCAAUGGUUAGGGUCAGAAGCCAGAGAAAGGCCCAUGUGGCUUCCGCCACUUACAACAACGACCAGCACAUACUGAAUAAUAACAACGUGGCGGUCAUUUUUUCGAGUUUCAAGAGACGGCAGCAGAAGCCCAGGGUGAAACAUGUGUCUUGGAGAGACGAACAACUCCAAAACAUGAGCAUGGGCGACAUUGAUCCUGCUAUACUGGUGGUUCGCGAGAAAGAGAUCAAGCCCAGGAUCCAAUACAGCAGGGAGAAGCUGUUGGAGAUCGGAGAGAAUCCAGCUUCCAAGGAAAAACCGGCUUUCCUAAACCCGGCGGGAGUAUCGUCGUCCAUUCUAGACCCCGAAAAAUGGAAUUUGGAGAGAAAAAAAUCUGACACUCCCGAAACUAGUACCAAGAGUAGCGAUAAUGGAGACCAAGCCAGAAGACGUCCUGGGGAUCCCCGAGAGAGAAUUCGCAAAGAGAGUGACGGAAUUGUCUUGAGUCCCCAACGAAGAAGUUUCAACUCGGGCUGUUUUGUACCGGCCAAUAAGGAGCCUGUGCGCCCCGCAAGGCCCCACAGCCCCCUUGGAGGUAAACCGGAACCCUCGCACAUUAUGGGUGUUAGAGAGAUUCAGUCAAAUACUAGACGCAUCGGUAGCGGCCGUAUAAUGCGCGACUCGUGGGGAGAGAUGGCAGAUAAAGAUGGCGGUGACAACGAAUACAGCUUCGGACGAGGACAGUCAAGGGCUAACGACAGAGAAGAUAAGUUUGGCGAGAGAAGAUCCUUCGGCAGAGACAUGGAGAGCAACAGAGACAGAGAUAAAGAGCCUAGAAGGAAUGGAAGAUACAGCGAGAGACGCAAGUAUUCCGAAAAUAAAGAGGACGAACCAGAAUGGUUUUCAUCUGGGCCAAUUUCUCAAAACGACACCAUCGAGCUGCGCGGUUUCGACGAGUCGGAAAAAAUCAAAAAGAAAAGUGCCACAAGUCGCGUGAAACGUGCCAAAGAAUGGGCUAAGAAAAAGGGUGAAGCUCAGCCUAUCAACGAAGAAAAAGAUGAGGGUGGUUCUAAACAAGGAUCUGCACGAAGUCAACAGGAUACUAAAGCGUCGAACAGUGCAGAUGAACGUACCGCCGAUAAGAAGCCGACGGAUGGCGAGAAACAGAAAAAAGAAUCUGAAGAGAAGUCCCAAGAGCCUUCUGAAGCAUCUAAGACUGAGAGUACAUUCAAUUUUGAAGAGUUCCUGAAGUGUGAAAAUAUUCCGGGCUUGUUGACGAAUGGCGUUACGGAUGGCAAUAAAGCGACAUCUAGGUUUAGUCGUUGGUUCAAAAAGGAGAGCCCCACAAGAGAUUUGGCCGAGUCCAGGAGGUCUUCUAUUCAAGAAGAUAAUCAUAUUAUCAAGGAUUUACUAAAAGAUAUCAACGACUCUAGUUCGGUGCCUAUCGCCGUGCAUCCACCCAACGAUUCCAACGCGUAUUUCGCUCCAAUUUCUCCAGCCGGCAACACAAGCAACCCUCUAGGGGGCUUUUCGGGCCCCAAAUCGUCUCAAUCUUCCAUGGGUCAACCGAUCAACAUCAUGGACAUGCUGUCCAGAGGUAAACAGUCUGCUAAUGAUGGAUGGAAGGCACCUCCUCCACCAAUUGGAGGAAAGAUACUCAGUUUGGACGAACUAGAGGCGAAGAUUAGACCUAACGUUGAUCGCGGAAAAGGUCAAAAUCAAAAGCCAGACGAGGAGAUGACAGUUGCUUUCAAGAAAUUGCUGCAGCAAGCUAGUAACCAACCAGUAUCCCAAAAUGGCCCCAUGCACAAGCCUCAAGCUAUGAGUCUCCUUGAGAUGCUGAACCACUCUCAGCAGCAGGACGAAGCCCGCUUCGCCGCGGCUCAGGCGGCCGUCACUCAGCAACAGCACCAGCUGCUCAGCGCCUUGCACGGUCCUCCACAGGGCGCCUUCAACGACCUGUCGAUGAAGCUGCAACAGGCCCAGCUUCAGAAACAGCAAAUGGACCUGCUGAUGCAGCAGAGCCGCGAGCUGCUGAACCGGCCCGAGGCGCAGGCCAUCUUGCAAGGACUAAAACGGGGCGAAAUUACCGCCCAACACCUCUGCCAGCAGCUGGCUAAUCCGGCCCUGCAGCAUCGCCAUCGCGAGAUGCUGGCCGCCAUCUUGAAAUUGCAGGGUUACGGGCCCAGCCCUAGGGUGCUGAGUCCCGCGCCCCUCCCCCAUCACGUCUACCAGCCGCAGCAGCAGCAACAGCCCGCGCAGCAACCGCAGCAGCAACUGCGCGUGUCUCCGCUGCCACCUGGCGCCAUGCACCAAAGGAUACCGUCGCCUCGCGAACUGCAAGUGCACACCCAGAACAUCCUGCAGAGGGCGCUGAUUAAGAAGAAGCUGGAAGAGCAGACCGAGAAUUUUAGGAAGAAGCAGGAGAUGCAACGCGGGACCAGUCCCAAUCCUGUUGCCGGGGGUCCACAGAGUGGCGGAUCGAAGGGCGUGUCUUCUCCGACUCCGCUAGCGUUUACGCCUACUUCAGUAUUGCGUAAGAUGACUGCCGAUAAGGACGAAGGAAAAGAGAAUAAAAUCAUAGGUGAUAACGGUCUGAAGCCACAGGGCAGACCAUUGACAGGCAUGAGACCACAACCACAAGUUCCUGUAAAUAAUCAGUGGAAUGCUGCCGCCUAUCCUAUGAAACAAGCUGGACGUCCAAUCAUCAAAGCGAGUAAUACUUUCCAGUCUCAGACUCCCGAGCAUCUCUUUGCGCAGAUCCAGCAGCAGCAACAGCAGCCUCAGACGCCACAGCGCAUCUACCAGACCGUCCCGAAUCAGCAACAGCGCAAGCCCAUUGUCGGCCAACAAUAUUCGUCACAAGGUUCUGUAAGUUCUCAAUAUGGUUCGGCGCCGAAUCAAUAUUCCCGUCCUAACCCCCAGUCGUUUGCGCAGCCGCAAGCGCAGCUGACCGCGCAGCAGUUGCGCGCUCAACACCAGCACCGACCCAGCAACACUCAACCCCAGAAGCCAGCUCAAACUCUGAACAGCCAGCAGCAGCCCGCUAACGCGUCUUGGCAACAGUUCCUCAAUUCGGCCGCUCAACAACAAGGAAACAGAGGCCAACAAUCUGGCUCGCUAUCGCCAUCUACCAGCGACCAACUGGCCCGUUGGUUCUCCCCCGAUCUGCUAGAGCGCGCUCGCGGCGGCGAACUACCCAGCACAGCCAACUUGGCCAGACACGCCCUCAGUUUGGAGGAGAUCGAACGUCAGGCGGCACCACCCGUUCACAAUUGAGGCGAGCAGGUAGCAUUCGAUCUUAACAGCAUCAAAAAGACAAAUCUAAGUCACUAAAACAAUGGAAAUAUUUUCUGUGGAGUUUCUUGUCAAUUUUCAUUCGGGAAAAUAAACUAAAAAAGGGAGUUUAACGAAAAAGUGACAAUUUUCGACUAAACCAUAUAAAAAAAUAAAUUCAACCGUGUACAUAUAUGUAAUUUGUGAUAGAUUUGCUCUAAACUCGGUGGACUCCACACUUGUUGAUAAUUGAAUUGAUUCAAAAUCGAGUCUAUAUAAAUAUAAAAUUAAAAGAAACAUUAUAAAAAAGAAAUGGUUACAUUAGUUUGUAGAGUUAAUCAUAUAUAAACGAGAGUAUACAGGGCGUAUAAAAAAACCUCAAAUAGCUGUAAUAUUGAACAGUGUCGUAUAUCGCCCUGUAUAUGCAUGAAUACUGUCCUUGUCGAAUAAAAUAGUGUCCGUCAUUCAUUUUAAUGUUGGGAUUUCUACGAAAGUUUUUGUUUUUGAGUUUUAUCUGAAGCAUUCUGAGCUGAAAGUAAGGAACGAUUCCGUUUUGGUUUCCGGUUUGAUGUCACGUUAGGGUUUUUUGUUUCGUUUAGGUGUCGUGUUCGUAAUGUAACCAUUUUAAAGGAUGAGAAUUGUUGGACUUUUAGAAUAGAACGAAGUUUUUCGCAUUUUGCAAAACCGGGAAAUAUGAAUCCAGAAUUUACCUUAAAUUAAGUACGUACCAAUAAGUAAAUUCAUACAAAAAAAAUCUACAUAUGUCUACUCUCAUUAUAAACUAAAUUUGCAUCUAUAUGUGUGUAAAAAAGUUUGCGACAAAUGGGAUUUUUUUUGAAUUAUCGAAAAAGUUUGAUCUCUAUGCCCAAAUAAUUAUUUUUUCAAUGUCCCUAUAUACUUUUCACUAUUGGCACAUACAGACGUAAAAUCGAAUUCUGAACAAUUGUUCUCUUUGACGUUUGUUGAUAUUUUGUCAUCUAACCUCAUUUUUUAUGUAUGUAAAGAGAAUUUUUGAAUUUGCCGUCAUGGCAGUUGUCACAUGACAUAUGUUAAAAUGAUAUUUUUGUUGGGCAUGGCAAAUUGAUUUGGCCUAAACGUGUUUCGAGACUUUUCCCCAUAGUUGCUUGUUUUUUUACACACACUGUUCAAAACUUGCAAGUUCUUAAUGUUUACAAUAAUUAUGGGGUUUUAAUAACUUAAAUAAUUAAUUAACAUGUUUUAAGUUUAUUAAAUGGUAUGUUGGAGAAUAUUGUGUAACAUUUUUAAACAUUUAUAAGACGUCAUAAUCAGAUAGUGUACAAAUGUUUUUUGUUAUAUCAACAGUAGACAAUUGAGUUUCCUAUAAACCAAAAACGCAACGUGUUCCAGAAAUAAGUGCUAUAGUAUAAGUGAUAUUUUAGGGGGUGGUAGAUUUGCCAUUUUUAAAAUAAAUUAAAAAUAACCCAGUUAUUAACUUUGCAAAUAAAAGAAAAUAAUGGCAACAUUUUGAGAACCGCUGGCGAUAAGCGGCUAUUAAGGUUUUUUCACCAGGUUUUUUAGCUUAUUUGACGCCUCAGGUGAAUAAACAAGUGGCACUCAAAAGUUUUUUAAAUUUCCUGGAAAAUUUUUAACAAUUUUUUUUUCGCAAAAAAAUCCUCUUAGGCGUGUUUCUGCUACCGAAAUAUACUACCAGUUAAAAUAUUUACAAUUAUUUCUGGGACACCCAGUAUAUUAACAGCUUAAUAUUCAAGAUUCGUUUUAAUUUUUGUGAUAGUCACAAGGUUUGAACAGUUAAUUAGUAAUUUUUAG
Molecule: messenger RNA, 5390 nt
Organism: Sitophilus oryzae (rice weevil)
Lineage: Eukaryota; Metazoa; Arthropoda; Insecta; Coleoptera; Curculionidae
Product: eukaryotic translation initiation factor 4E transporter-like
Exons: 20
Coding region: 351-3605 (1084 amino acids)
Biological process (GO): negative regulation of translation
Cellular component (GO): cytoplasm; nucleus
Molecular function (GO): mRNA binding
Source: RefSeq, a predicted model, not a curated record